AGAGUAGGGAAUGUAGCUAAGAGCAACUUCACUGUUUGCUGGAGAAUUUCAACUACCUGGUCUCGGUAGACUCAUGCACACGUAACGAGCAUCUUUUUUUUUUAUAAAAGCUGUGCAGAGUUCGCAAGUUUAUGCACAUAAAUACGGAAAUCGACUGCAAGCAAUAAAACAUCGGAUACACAUUUGUCAGCAUUCAUUCACUCCGUCGUCUGUGCGCGAAGGUUUAGGAGUGCUUUGGACCUACAAGAAUCCCAAGGUGUCGCCGUGCAGCGACGAAAGCUACGGAGACGCGUAACCUACUGUCGAGCUCGUCGGCACUUUGAUAAAUACAUAUCUUGGUCACUUAUCGGAUACGUCUGUAAUGGCGGGGUCAUCCAUUGAAGCAGUGAAAAGGAAAAUCCAGACACUGCAACAACAAGCCGACGAUGCAGAGGACCGUGCCGAAAGUCUUCAAAGAGAGGUGGAUGGCGAAAGGCAGGCCAGAGAAAGGGCAGAGGCUGAGGUCGCUUCCCUCAACAGACGUAUCCAGCUGGUAGAGGAGGAGUUGGACCGCGCGCAGGAGAGACUGGCCACCGCGCUGCAGAAGCUGGAGGAGGCAGAGAAGGCUGCAGAUGAGAGCGAGAGAGGCAUGAAGGUCAUUGAGAACAGAGCGACAAAGGACGAGGAGAAGAUGGAGCUCCAGGAGAUGCAGCUGAAGGAGGCCAAACACAUUGCUGAGGAGGCCGACCGCAAAUAUGAGGAGGUGGCCCGUAAACUGGUGAUCCUUGAGGGUGACCUGGAGCGCUCAGAGGAGAGGGCUGAGGUGGCUGAGGCCAAAUCUGGUGACCUUGAGGAAGAGUUGAAAAAUGUCACCAACAACUUGAAGUCUCUGGAAGCACAGGCGGAGAAGUACUCACAAAAGGAGGACAAAUAUGAAGAAGAGAUCAAAAUCCUCACUGAAAAACUUAAAGAGGCUGAGACCCGUGCUGAGUUUGCAGAGAGGUCUGUGGCCAAGCUGGAGAAGACCAUUGAUGAUCUGGAAGAGAAACUGUCCCAGGCCAAGGAAGAGAACCUGGGCAUGCACCAGGUGCUGGAUCAGACUCUGCUGGAGCUCAACAAUCUAUAAAGCGAGCUCCGACGCUAGGACCCACCAAGAGUCUAAAAACACACUUAGCUUUACAAACAAAAAAAUAUCAAAAGGUCCAAGUGCAUCACUACCGGCAUUUUGCAUAAGCAUGCCCUUCAGAGAGGUCCAUUGAGAUUGGAUACUAAAUGUGAAAAGUCAACUCUCAGACAUCAUGCCACAUCUGAAGCAUUUCUCUAGGGGUCAAGCAUGUGGACAGAACACCAUAAAAUGCCAUGCCUGAAAUACAAAAUGGCGACUAGCUGCCACCACCUAAGCCAAUACCAGUCGUGCAGCACCAUAACACCACUGCUGACUGGUUUUUGUGUGCAGCUAGACUCUUAACAACCCUGUGUUUCAGUUUAGUGUUUUUGCCCCCCCCCCCCCCCCCCAUUCUUUUGCUAUGUUGAACACUACUAAACCCAAAUGUACUGGCAUUGCUUUUUGUCUUGUUUCUCCGACCACUUUCUUUCUGACAUUUGAUCUGCCUUUUUGCUCUCAGUCUGAAGAGGGUUAUGCUGUAUCACAGACAAAAUGCUUCACAGUAAAAUGCUUUACAAAAUUCUUUACAGGAAAAAUCUUUACAAAAUGCUUCACAGGCAGUUCUUCUAUGUGUCCCGUGACCACGUAUAGACUGUUUUGGAUCAGUACUUGAAUUCAGUCAAUCAAAUGGGCAGCAAAUUUAACUAAUCCUAAACGUUAUACUGUAUGGUAUAAAAUUGUAUUUGAAAUUCCACCAGUUGUAGAAGUUGAAUUUAGAUGAAUGAAUGUUUGUACCUGUCGGAAAACAGUACUCAAAUAAAAGUUUAGGCUUACUUUUGCGAACAUGACAAAGUUUGUUCCUGUGAAAUGUAACAACCUGUUCCACUUUGUUUUGGCACUUAAAAUCUUAAAUAAUUACUUUAAUUCCCUGAAGGAUUCUUGUGAGGUCACUGGUGAGAUUUCCUUCUUGUUGGGCUACUAGCCUAUUAAGCGUUUCCUUUUUUGUCAUUUUCUCUGUUUAUUUUCUCUGAAUUUCAUGUAUUAUUCGGAACAUCCCUCUAAGCUACAUAGAACUCUGGGUCACUCAAUACUUUUAGUUUUGGGAGUAGAUAUAACAUUCUACUUCAUUCAUUCAUUUGUAAAUUCUGAAAAAAAGUUUGACAUUUGAAAUUUGCAAGUAGAUUAAAGGGAAUUGAUCACUUUUAAAAAUUAAAUGAAUUUAACCUUUUAUAUAACUUUUUUUUUGCCCUCUUUUUACAACCCACAUAAGUAUUCUAUGCAAAUGAUUGUGUACGCUCUUUUAAGAUGGGAAAAAUAAAGGCAAAGACAAUGGCU
Clupea harengus (Atlantic herring) is the source of this 2419-nucleotide messenger RNA. RefSeq names its product tropomyosin 2 (beta) (gene tpm2). Lineage: Eukaryota; Metazoa; Chordata; Actinopteri; Clupeiformes; Clupeidae. The transcript has 8 exons. The coding region runs from base 362 to 1105 and encodes 247 amino acids. The record is from RefSeq and is a predicted model, not a curated record.